GCUCCAUUGCGGAAGCCGAACCUCGCCAUAUUGUGGUGCGGCGCUGCCGGCGGCGGCUGGGGCCCUCGGUUGCCCUGCGUCUUCCUCUGGCUGCUGCGGCGAGCGGACCCCGCGAAGGCUCGGGGCGGGCGCCGCAAUGUCCCAGGCUGUACAGACAAAUGGAACUCAACCUUUAAGUAAAACAUGGGAACUAAGUUUAUAUGAAUUACAGCGAACACCUCAGGAAGCAAUAACUGAUGGCCUGGAAAUUGUUGUAUCACCUAGAAGUCUACAUAGUGAAUUAAUGUGCCCAAUCUGUUUGGAUAUGUUGAAGAAUACUAUGACUACAAAAGAGUGUUUACAUCGCUUCUGUGCAGACUGUAUCAUCACAGCCCUCAGAAGUGGGAACAAAGAAUGUCCUACUUGUCGGAAAAAGUUAGUUUCCAAAAGAUCACUAAGGCCAGACCCAAACUUUGAUGCUCUCAUCAGUAAAAUUUAUCCAAGUCGUGAUGAAUAUGAAGCUCAUCAAGAGAGAGUAUUAGCAAGGAUCAGCAAACACAAUAACCAGCAAGCUCUCAGUCACAGCAUUGAAGAGGGACUGAAGAUACAAGCCAUGAACAGGCUGCAGCGAGGCAAGAAACAACAGAUUGAAAAUGGCAGUGGAGCAGAGGAUAAUGGGGACAGUUCACACUGUAGCAAUGCGUCAACACACAGUAAUCAAGAAGCAGGGCCUAGUAACAAAAGGACCAAAACAUCAGAUGAUUCUGGAUUAGAACUUGAUAACAACAAUGCCACUGUGGCCAUAGACCCCGUCAUGGAUGGUGCUAGUGAAAUUGAAUUAGUUUUCAGGCCUCAUCCCACCCUCAUGGAGAAAGAUGACAGUGCACAGACAAGAUACAUAAAGACUUCAGGUAAUGCCACUGUUGAUCACUUAUCCAAAUACCUAGCUGUGAGAUUAGCUUUAGAAGAACUUCGGAGUAAGGGAGAAUCAAACCAGAUGAACCUUGACACAGCAAGUGAGAAACAGUACACAAUUUACAUUGCUACAGCCAAUGGACAGUUCACUGUAUUAAAUGGUUCUUUUUCCUUGGAACUGGUCAGUGAGAAAUACUGGAAAGUGAACAAACCAAUGGAACUUUACUACGCACCAACAAAGGAGCACAAAUAAGCUUUGGAAAGAUGGCUUUGAAAAUGAACUUUUUUUUAUAGCUCCGAUUUCUUUAAUAUUAAAGAUGCACCAUCAUUGUUUUCAUGGACAUAAUCUUGGAUUUGCGUUCAGUUUCCUUGCUGAGCCAGACUUGUUUACACUAUUAGAAUUCGUGUUUGUUUGUUUCUUAUUUAAGCUUUUCUUUUUCAAAGGGACUGAAUGAAGCUAUCCAGUGCAUUCUUUUGAAAUUGUCUAAAUUGUGUGUCUUUUCACUGACGGAGCAAUGGAUCCCUUUGAGGCUCUCAUCUGGCAAAGGAAGAUUUAAUGGGUCUUCAUACUUAAUGGCAACCUUUAAUUAGUGUUUUUUUUCUCUCGGAAGUUUUUUUUUAAAACUAAAGAAUGUUACGGUUGGUUUAUGGUGAUAUUUUUGCUAGCUAAGGAUAUUAUAAUUGUGAUUAGGGUUUUUUUUUUUUGAGGAACAUAUACAAUUUAGAAUAUAAUCUUCCUGAUGACCUGAUUUAUUUAUUAUAGUCCUAGGCAAAAUAGGUUAUCUUUGUGAAGAUCAAGGCUUAAUAAAUGUGCUUAAAAUUUUCGUUUCAUGGGAUUCUUUUUAUUAUAUAAAAUUCUUAGCUAGCAUUUUUGUUUAAAAAUUGGUGUUCCUUAUUUUACUGUCAAGCAGUGACAUUUUAUUUUUACACUUUUCUUCCUGUACCAGCCUUAGAUUUCUUGCAAUAGUUUGUGAAUUACACAAAUCAACAUUAUAAAGAGACACUGGUAUAAUAUUUGCAAAUCUUACUAGGGGUGGGAGUUAAAUUAGCCCUAAAUAGAUAGUCCUUACAUGUAAAACAUAAGGGAUCACUUUUUUUAUCAUAACUGAAACAUCUUUUUUGUCCCUUGUGACAGUCAUUUUUUUAUAGUAUUUGAUAACCCUCUUGUAAUACCAGAGAUUCUGGGAUAUACUUACUUGCACUUUAAACUUGAAAAAUACUGUACUAUUUCAAUAAACUGCCCUCACUUCUUUUUUGUGGCUAUAAGUUUUGAGAACAGCAUGAUACUGACAGAAGUUUGAAAAGUUUGUAUUUAUCAUUUUGUUUUCUAACUUAACCCCAGUGGUUUUUGUUGUUUUUUUGGUUGCUAGAGCAUAAUUUGCAAUUCUGAUUGAGCCACAGAAAAGUAUGUUAAACCCUCCAAAACUCAAGCCCAUUUCUGCUAGAGUACAGAAUGCUUUGUUAAGAGUAAGUAGCACCAUCUAAGAACAAGUUGCGCUUUGCUUUUCUUAAUUUGGUGCUACUAUAAUAUGAAGUACAGUGUUAGGUGUUUGGGCCAGACACGGCUUUGUACUGGUGGUUGAAAAGAAGGUUUGCAUGUUAUUUCUCAUUCCUGCCACAUAUCCAGGUAUGUUUCUGAGUUCUAGUGUUACAGUAUUUACAGAAAACUAUUCACAUUGACGAAACAAACCCUGUAAGGUUUUGAAAGGAAGAAAGGAAUUCUCUAGUUCCCUUGUAAUUGAAGCUAAUACUUGUAAAUAUUUAGCCGUCCCUUUUGACGGUUGGGGUCAGUUUUAAGUGCUUCAGCUCUACAUGAAAACUCAAUAGUUUUAUUAAAUAAUUUUUUUUUACCAUUUCUUUCUAAUAUUUAAAACCUGUUUUUACAAAAAAAUUUUUUUGUAAUGUGCCAUGAAAUUGAGAGCCACCAAAAUUAAGAGAAAUUUUGUAUUCAGUACCUUUUUUGGUGUAAUGUUCAGUUGUAUAUUAAUGCAUGUCUACUGACUAUAACCUGGGUUCUAUGAUAUAAAUACUUGGGUUUUGUUGGAAAAAUACUAGGUUAGUGGUUGCAUCAAAUAACUAAAUUCCCAUUGUGAUUUUUAAUAGAACUUUAGUCUUAAAGCAAAAGAGGUAUUUGUGAAUUUAAGCUGUGUUUAUGUUUAGAGAAUGUAUGUGUGUGUUCAUAUGUUAGUGUGGGAGAAUGUAAUCUCUUUACACUAUUAGUGAAUUUAUUGACUGUUGUCCUUUACAGAAUAUAAUGUAAGCAUUUGAUAAAUCA
Molecule: messenger RNA, 3169 nt
Organism: Monodelphis domestica (gray short-tailed opossum)
Lineage: Eukaryota; Metazoa; Chordata; Mammalia; Didelphimorphia; Didelphidae
Gene: RNF2
Product: ring finger protein 2
Cellular component (GO): PcG protein complex; ubiquitin ligase complex
Molecular function (GO): ubiquitin protein ligase activity; chromatin binding
Source: RefSeq, a predicted model, not a curated record